CUGUCAAAAACCGGAUUGUGGUCGCUAUCGUUGUGUAAAAAUUGCAAAUUUUUAUUUAAUUAUCUGCGUACUUUAAUGAUAAUCUCUCAAGAGAUUUUAUAUUCUUCAUAUAAAUAAGGAUAUUUACUCAAUUCACAAUAAUGAAUCCAAUGUCAAUGGAUAGAGAAGAGCCAUCAUCUUUGUUGUCAUUUUCUUCAACACAGUCCCUCGAACAGUUUGUGCUUUUAGCCAAAGGUGCUAAAGGAUUUGGAUGUGCAGAGCUUAUAAAACAAGUUCUGGAGGCUCCUGGAGUGCAUGUAUUUGGGGAGCUUCUAGAAAUGCCGAACAUCAAAGAGCUGGAAGAUGGACCUUAUGCAGCUCAUCUUAGAACACUCAACCUCUUUGCCUACGGCACAUACAAAGAUUAUUUGGAGAAUAAAUCGGAAUUCUUGGAGCUGACCCCAGCACAAUGCAAGAAGUUGCAGCAUUUAACCAUUGCCACGCUGGCCACGCAAGAAAAAUGCAUCCCCUAUAGUGUGUUACUGAAAGAACUAGACAUUAAAAAUGUUAGGGACUUGGAAGAUCUCAUCAUAGAAGCUAUUUAUGCAGACAUAAUUCACGGCAAACUGGAUCAAGAAUGCAAACGAGUGGAAGUAGACGUAGCUCUAGGUCGUGAUGCCAGGCUUGAAGAUGCAGCGUCCAUCGCAGAUGUGCUCGCAGACUGGUGCAACGCUUGUGAAGCCGUGCUUAGCUCCGUUGACCGUCACAUACAGCGUGCUAACCACAACAAGCAGAGAGCUAUAAGGCACCAGCAGGGUAUUGAGCAAGAAAUUGUUUACAUAAAGAAGACAUUAAAAACUCAAUUGGAGAACGAAGACUCUGCUGCGGGUGGGGGUAGCGAGACACACUCAGCGCCAAAGAAGAACUCCGGCAAAGGAAAGACUCCUCGCACCACCGCCAAGUUCUGGCAAAAGAACACAUAACCUUAUUAAUCUGAUAAAAAAUAUACGAACAACUUUAUGUGUGAGAUUGCUCAAGGAAUAGAGAAUUUUUGAGGAUAUUGUGAUGGGAUAGUUAGUAAUGUGAUUGCAAUAAAACAGACCAGCCAACCAAAUAUUGAAAGACGUUAAUUUUGUAAAACUAAGCAACCUUCUGUAACAUAUUCUUAAAACAUAUUGGCUCUAUUAAUGGUCCCUGAUAAGCAGAGGCAGUUUUAGCUGUAGAUCAAGAAUUGUUGCAAACACAAAAACUGUAUUACUGUCCCAAACUUAUUAAUUACAUCUCAUGCAUAGAAUUGCACGUAAAGCAAUGUGAUAAUGGUAAAAAAAUCUUUAGGUGUACUGUGUUUAUGUUAAUAAUAGUGUUGAUUGAUAUUUUAAAUUCGCCAAAACCAUCUAAAAAUCUUCAAAACAUGUAUCGUUCACAGCGUAAAAGCGUUUUGUUUGAGAAUGUAUUGAUAUUCAGCUGUCCAUUAUGAGGUACAUCAACAAUAUGAAAUGAUUUUGUAUAUUUGAAGCGAAAAUUAAAUAACUUGUAAGUAA
This is a messenger RNA of Ostrinia nubilalis (European corn borer), 1520 nucleotides long. It is a transcript of the gene CSN7, whose product is annotated as COP9 signalosome complex subunit 7b. The transcript is spliced from 4 exons. Gene Ontology annotation, biological process: COP9 signalosome assembly. The record is from RefSeq and is a predicted model, not a curated record. Gene Ontology annotation, cellular component: COP9 signalosome. NCBI's taxonomy places the organism in Eukaryota, Metazoa, Arthropoda, Insecta, Lepidoptera, Crambidae. Bases 141 to 962 code for a protein of 273 amino acids.